UUAUUUAUUCCAAUUCAAUUUCCAAGAUCUAGUACUUUUGCAAAUUAUCAUUGUUUUUUAUUAAUUAAAUAUUAAUUCUGUUUUAUGGUUAGAUUGCAAGAUCUCUGGACUCUGGCACUGAGAACUUCGGGAAGUAUGGCAAUUAUCAUUUCUGAUCGGAAAUCAUUGCAUUACAGCAUUCGCGACAGUUUGGACAACACACAAUAUUCCCCUGUCGAGUUAGAGGCAGCCAUCUACGCCGCAUCCAAGUUUGCCGCACAGUCUCGAACCUUUUCCGUCAACAUGUGCAGCAAAAUUGUCGAGAUGAUUCAGGGACUGGUCACACCUGUAAAUAUCAAGCUCAAGCUCAUCCCCAUCUUGCAGUACAUGCACCAUGUUGCUCACUUGGCCGCCAUGGUUCGACGUUUGUGCGCACAGCUCUUGCCCAGCUACCCUGCCCAAUAUUUCGUCUGUGUGACACUAUACACACUGACGCUGCUGGCUAGUGAAACUCUGGUCAAAAUCCCUCAGCAGCUACUCCUGCUUCUAGAAUAUUUGUGCGAUUCCAGGACUGUCCAGGCUCAAGUUUUGUCUGACUUAAAAUUUUGAUUGUUAAAGGCGCUCAUCCUCCAUCAUUGGCCUACUGCUAGAUCAACCUCACCCCGAAUUGCAGAGAAGAACGCUGGACUUUCUAGUAACCCGCUAGCCAUGGCUGUUUUAUCCUGCCAA
Messenger RNA from Daphnia pulicaria, 708 nucleotides. RefSeq names its product integrator complex subunit 7-like. Gene Ontology annotation, biological process: snRNA 3'-end processing. The record is from RefSeq and is a predicted model, not a curated record. Bases 85 to 588 code for a protein of 167 amino acids. The transcript has a single exon. Gene Ontology annotation, cellular component: integrator complex. NCBI's taxonomy places the organism in Eukaryota, Metazoa, Arthropoda, Branchiopoda, Diplostraca, Daphniidae.